GCGUCGUAAAGCUGAAGCUAGCAGCUACGUUCAGGCGGACGACAUCACUCACACAGUUCGCUGCCUCUUCAGAGGAAACAGGGAGUGGAUAAUCACACGACAGGGGUUUUUGUUUGCUACUGUGGCGGCUUCAAAACGGAAUCUCUCGAGUGGUACCUCACUGUAACCUUUAUGUGAGGCCCGAGCCCUGAAAGAGCGGGUCACAGACGGGAGGAGAGACUCGGGAGAAGAGCACCUGGCCGCAGAAGCCUGGAUACGUGUUUUUAUUUUUUAUUCACUCCCUGAAAGACAACCACAGCCAAGCAGUUUAUCAGCAAGCAACAAUAACAACAACAACAAACAUGGAAGCCAUUGCCAAAUACGAUUUCAAAGCCACCGCUGACGAUGAGCUUAGUUUCAAGCGUGGAGAGGUCCUUAAGGUAUUAAAUGAAGAGUGUGAUCAGAACUGGUACAAGGCAGAGCUAAACGGGAAAGACGGCUUCAUCCCCAAGAAUUACAUAGAGAUGAAAGCUCAUCCGUGGUUCUUCGGGAAGAUUCCUCGGGCCAAAGCGGAGGAGAUGCUCAACAAACAGAGGCACGACGGAGCCUUCCUCAUCAGAGAGAGCGAGAGUGCACCAGGAGACUUCUCCCUCUCUGUGAAGUUUGGAAACGACGUCCAGCACUUCAAGGUUCUCCGCGACGGCGCCGGAAAGUAUUUCCUGUGGGUGGUGAAGUUUAACUCCCUCAACGAGCUGGUGGACUACCACCGCUCCACCUCGGUCUCUCGCAAUCAGCAAAUCUUCCUGCGAGACAUCGAGCAGGUCCCCCAGCAUCCAACAUACGUGCAGGCGCUCUUUGACUUCGACCCGCAGGAGGAAGGGGAGCUGGGUUUCCGACGCGGCGACUUCAUCCAAGUUUUGGACAACUCUGACCCCAACUGGUGGAAAGGAGGCUGCCACGGGCAAACGGGCAUGUUCCCCCGCAACUACGUCACGCCUGUCAACCGGAACAUGUAAACAGACCAUUCAAACAACAACAACAACAACAACAACAACAACCACAACAGCAACCACCACCACCACCACCACCAUCAUCAUCCUUCUCGAUCUCAUCAGCCCCCAUCCAACCCUCCAAAAAAAACUAAAAAAAACACACCACCCCUCCACCCUCCUCGCCAUCCCGCGAUAACAGGAGCAGACAGGAAGAAGGCGAACAACCGAAAGAGGUAAAGCAGGAGUAGUGCUGUCGUAGGCGUCGCUGUGUGGGUGGCAGCUGAAGCAAAAAAAAAAAAAUCAACUCUUACCUGCGCUGAGAGCGUUCACCUCGCCAGUGAAACGCCUCGGCGAGGAUUGAACCGUCUUUGAGGGAAAUCUAAAAAUGCAGAGAAACUAAAGAGUAGUGCAACCAAGCGUGAAGAUAACCAAAUGAUUCUACCGCUCCCCACAGCUGCUUCUCUCCUCUCCCUAACUUCUUAACAUUCUGCCUUUUCUUUUGUCUUUUUUUGUUUUUCUUUCUUUGCCGCAUGUUGUUUUUUAAUCACCUAAAUGAUGAAAUGCCUACCGAUAAAUCCUAACUCUGUUUUAAAGAAAAAAAAAAGUUAAAAUAUGAAAAAAAAGAAGAAGAAGAAAUGGUUAAAAAAAAAAAUGUACAAAAAAGACGAGAGAGAGGAAAACAUGAUGCAAUCUACCGUACAGCGAGUUUCCAUGAGAUCUUUGAACACGUGAGCAGUGUACAUCGGCCGCCGGCUGUAUAAAUAAAUCAACUAUAGAGAGAAUCCAUUUUUAAGAAUAUA
Molecule: messenger RNA, 1771 nt
Organism: Labrus bergylta (ballan wrasse)
Lineage: Eukaryota; Metazoa; Chordata; Actinopteri; Labriformes; Labridae
Gene: grb2b
Product: growth factor receptor-bound protein 2b
Biological process (GO): regulation of MAPK cascade; signal transduction
Cellular component (GO): COP9 signalosome; plasma membrane; nucleoplasm
Molecular function (GO): phosphotyrosine residue binding; epidermal growth factor receptor binding
Source: RefSeq, a predicted model, not a curated record